Molecule: messenger RNA, 351 nt
Organism: Strongylocentrotus purpuratus (purple sea urchin)
Lineage: Eukaryota; Metazoa; Echinodermata; Echinoidea; Camarodonta; Strongylocentrotidae
Product: retinol dehydrogenase 8-like
Exons: 2
Coding region: 1-351 (116 amino acids)
Source: RefSeq, a predicted model, not a curated record
AUGAGGAACCUUGGGAAGAAAGAGCCACUCGAGAAUGCCGCAGGUGACGCCCUCAACGACACGAUUUUUAUCCGUCCUCUUGACGUCGUCAAAGAUGACUCGGUGACAAGUGCCGUCAACGAAAUCGUAGACAAACAUGGUCGAAUCGACCUAGUCAUUAACAACGCUGGUAUCGCCUCCUUCAGCCCGAUUGAGUACCAUCCACUGGCUGACGUUCGGGACGUGUUCGAGACGAACUUCUUCGGGGUUGUUCGGAUGAUGCAAGCAGUCUUGCCUCACAUGAAGGAACAGCGAUCAGGACAUAUCAUCAACGUCAGCACCAUUGGAGGAGUCUUAGGUACACGAUCUUAA